ACCAAACAACGGCAGCGCCGGCAGCUAGUGUUGGCCAACUUUCCAAAGGGUAGUUUUAUUUUUCGUGUCAAUUGUUAAGCGAAAUUUGGCAAGAGUUAAUAGAGUUAAAGUUUUAUAGAAUAAAGAGUACCCCUGAACACUGCCAGCCAUGUCCCUGUUAAACAAUGACGACAGCAUUCCCAACAUGGACGAGGAUCCACAGGUGGUCAUUCCGGACGAUGAGCCCCCGGCGACGGGACGAAUGCCCAGUGGGAGGUCCAUGGACUCGUUGCGCUCCUCGUUCACCAACCGCAGUUCCACGCCAGAUUCAUCGCACAAUUCGCUGGAGGCCAUGGAAAUGGCCCAGGACGAUCGGGAGGAGAAGGCCCGCCUCAUCACACAGGUCCUGGAGCUGCAGAACACCCUGGACGACCUGUCGCAACGCGUCGAUUCGGUCAAGGAGGAAAAUCUCAAGCUGCGCUCCGAGAACCAGGUGCUCGGCCAGUACAUCGAGAACCUGAUGUCGGCUUCAUCGGUGUUCCAGUCCACCAGUCCCAGUGCGGCCAAAAAGAAGUAAUCUUCUAUAGUCAAUCGACCCACCGGUACUGGAAACCAAAAACCUUCUCAAAUAUGCCUUCUCGUUCACGCUAGAGCUACAUAUGUAUAUUUUAAUCUGUAACACUCGAAAUUAAGCUAUUGCAAUGUUAUUUCAGUUGCCCGAUCGUCGAAUUUGUAAUUUGUAUUUGUUUAGGCUUAAGCUUAUGGCGCGCUAUGUAUUUUAUACAUAGAAGUAAUUAAUUUAUAUAGAUAAUUAAUAAAUCAAUAAUACCCCACGCAA
Messenger RNA from Drosophila simulans, 817 nucleotides. Its product is annotated as short coiled-coil protein B. Lineage: Eukaryota; Metazoa; Arthropoda; Insecta; Diptera; Drosophilidae. The record is from RefSeq and is a predicted model, not a curated record. The coding region runs from base 149 to 556 and encodes 135 amino acids. Gene Ontology annotation, cellular component: trans-Golgi network. The transcript has 2 exons.